AAACCAAAGUGGACCAUCAUAAGUUUGGGAGAUUUCAUCGUUUUUUUCGGCCAUUGGGUUAAAUUCACCAUACAAAACCGCCCAAAUCAACCAUCAAAAAACUGGUGCGGCUUAACAUUCUUAUCUGGUAAUUACUGUCAAUAUCUUUAUUUGAGGACUCGUAAGUAUAUUGUAAUAUAACUUUUCAUCUUGAAAUAUCAGCAUUUGAGGUAUUCCGGUUUAUUAAACUCUAUUGGAAAGAAGUCUCUGAAUGAAAUAUCCCGUUGCAAAUGUAUGUGCAGAGUGUGGUACGGGCAUUGAUUUAUUUGUCAUUAAGUAUGUGGCUGUAAAGCUUUUUUCAAACAAACAAGAAGCAUUUUAACAGGGUAUAUCGCUCGAAUGUUUUGCCAAAGCCGGACCUGAACCAAGUACUACAUCAUUCGUCAAACCUCUAGAGCCAUAAAUUCAAUAGUGGGUGGUGUGACCUAAGGUACGUGGAACACUCAGCCAGACGGUUGUAAGUAACACACAGUAUUUUGCGCGCUACAAGCAUGUCACAUGUCAAUAGUCGUUGUCCAUCAUAUUUUGGGAACUAGCUAGUUCCAUCAUUCAAAGUGGACGCCCAACAGACCUAACAAGCCUAAUCUAGGUGAUCGAAUCUACAGCAAUGGCUGCCCACAACAUUUUUUAAUAAACUUAUCUCAAAGCAAUGGAGAAAAGUAAAUAUUUAAGUAAGUUAUUGAAAUUAUUUUCAUUGUUCAUUAUCCUUUUAUUGUAUACUAGCGAGAACGCGACAUGCGUUGCAAUGCCACCCUAAGAAAGAAAGUGUUUGUGUUUUAAUAAUGUUUUUUGAAGUUCUUUUUAUAUGAUCGGGUGAUUCGAUUGUCCUUGUCAAUCUUCGACGGAAGAGCAAUAAAUAACUUAAACCUACAUAUUAGUAAAACGUCCUUACAUCAUCAUAACAGAAGGUCUACAGGAGACAAUUUAAAAACAGAUUUCAGAGAGUGAUUGUGGAUUGCAUAAGCUCACAAGAUGAUACAUAUACAGUCUGCAACAGAAAAUGUCAAUUACAAAUUGAAAGAGCUAAAAUUAGACCAAGGCCAAGGCACGCUACCCUUUUUCUUCAUCCGGUAGAACACGGUUCUACCUACGAAUUUCACAACACCAGAUUAUUGGAUGAAAUGAAAUGAACACAUCUGGAAGGAAUCAGAAUAUAUGGAUACAGUGCAAAAGAUCGCUAGAAAGUAUUUAAAAAAGAGAAGCUACUACUUUACUUGGUGAAGAGAACAUGUCCAUUUGCUGUAAAGAAGACAAAGACAGAAAGAGUUUUUAGGAAUGAUGUGCAGUGUAUCAAAUCAACGUUGAUGGAGUAUAAAAUAUCGAUUUUAUUACCAAAAAUUAGGCGUGUGUCCAUCUAUUUCCACCUAUUUCCACCUAUUUCCACCUAUGUCCAUCUAUGUCUGCAAAUGUCUAUUUAUCUCUGCCUAUGUCAAUCUAUGUCUACCUAUGUCCAUCUAUGUCUACCUAUGUCUAUCUAAGUCUAUCUAUGUCAACCUAUGUCCAUCUAUGUCUACUUAUGUCCAUAUAUGUCUACCUAUGUCCAUCUAUGUCUAACUAUGCCCAUUUAUGUCUACCUAUGUCUAUCUAAGUCUAUCUAAGUCUAUCUAUGUCAACCUAUGUCCGUCUAUGUCUGCCUAUGUCCAUCUAUGUCUACAUAUGUCCAUCUAUGUCUACCUAUGUCGCUCUAUGUCUACCUAUGUCUAUCUAAGUCUAUCUAUGUCAACCUAUGUCCAUCUAUGUCUACUUAUGUCCAUCUAUGUCUACCUAUGUCCAUCUAUGUCUAACUAUUCCCAUUUAUGUCUACCUAUGUCUAUCUAAGUCUAUCUAAGUCUAUCUAAGUCUAUCUAUGUCAACCUAUGUCCGUCUAUGUCUGCCUAUGUCCAUCUAUGUCUACCUAUGUCCAUCUAUGUCUACCUAUGUCCAUCUAUGUCUACAAAUGUCUAUCUAUGCUUGCCUAUGUCCAUCUGUGUACCUAUGUCCAUCUAUAUCUGCCUAUAUCAAUCAAUGUCUACCUAUGUCCAUCUAUGUCUACGUAUGUCCAUCUGUGUCUACCUAUGUCCAUCUAUGUCUAACUAUGUCCAUCUAUGUCUACCUAUGUCUAUCUAAGUCUAUUUAUGUAAACCUAUGUCCAUCUAUGUCUACUUAUGUCAAUCUAUUUCUACCUAUGUCCAUCUAUUUCUGCCUAUUUUCAUCUAUGUCCAUCUAUGUCCACCUAUGUCCAUCUAGGUCUACCUAUGUCAAUGUAUGCCAACCUAUGUUCACCUUUCUCCACCUAUGUACAUCUAUGUCCACCUAUGUCCAUCUAUGUCUGCCUAUGUCCAUCUAUGUCUAUCUAUCUCCAUCUAUGUCUGCCUAUGAUCAUCUAUGUCUACCUAUGUCCACCUAUAUCUACUUAUGUCCAUCUAUGUCCAUCCAUGUCUGCCUAUGUCCAUCUAUGUCUACUCAUGUCCAUCUAUGUUUUACUUAUGUACAUCUAUGUCCAUCUAUGUCCACUUAUGUACAUCUAUGUCCACCUAUGUCCAUCUAUGUCUGCCUAUAUCCACCUGUGUCGAUGUAUGUCUAUCUAUUUCCAACUAUGUCCAUCUAUGUCCACCUAUGUCCGCCUAUGUUCACCAAAGUGCAGCGAUGUCUACCUAUGUCCGCCUAUGAACAUCUAUGUCCACCUUUUUUCACUAAAGUCCAUCUAUGUCCAUCUAUGCCGACCUAUUUCCUCCUUUGUCCAUCUUUGUCCAUCUGUGUCCAGCUAUGUCCGCCUAUGUCCAUCUAUGUCCAACUAUGUCAGCCUAUGUCCACCAAUGUCCACCAAUACAGAGUAUAGAAAUAGACCUAAAACGAUUUAAAAAAUUGGUAAUCACAAUGAAAUGACGGAAUCAUUUCAAACCAUAAUUGGGUCGUUAUUGAGUGUUACGAAUUUUCACAGGCUGAAUUAAAGAUAUCGUUCCUCUGUCCGACAUCAAACUCUCAAAGAAAAUGUUUGAAAUUACCAGAAGCCUAUAUGUUCUCCCACUUCUUGUAGUAAUGAGCUACCAACCUGGUAAGGGUUUCAAGAAAUAACAGUUUAUUUGUUUACGUUUGUCAAAUAUUUAAAUCAUUUUUAACUGACAGUUAUACUGAUUUCUCUUCAAUGUGUUGCUAUUUUUUUAAAUAAAUAUUAAUGUUUAGAAGAUCUCAGAAAUAAAAUAAAAAAAUAUAUAUACUUUACUGCUUUUUAAAGUUUUGGUUAAAAAUUGGCUCAAGUGAAGUUAUUUGGGAGAAGAUGUUGAAAGUAGUCAAGAAAAGACACAGUAUAAAUAUUACUAAUUUAUUUGCAACAAUGGCUUUUAUUUUCUCGUUUCCCACUUAGUUUGCAGCUUUGAUGUUGAUACAACUAGAGUCUUUCUUGAACCGGUCAUGUAUAAAAAGAGUUGCAGAAAUGGAAUGGUGGCGAAUCAAGACUAUUUCGUCGUAAAAGGUCUUGUCAACAUCAGCAACAUUGACGAAGGUGGUAAGGGCUUGAUGUCGGUUUUUUAUUGGGAUCGAAGGAUGAAGGGCAACGUAUGGGUAAGUAGCUUAUUAUAACAAAUGUUUAAAAACAGUAACCAAACAUGUUAUUCUAAAGUGUAAUUUCCUGCUUCACAAUUUUUUGGGCAUCUUUCCAAUCUUUAUGAGACGAUGGAGUAGAUUAUUGACACUUUCUUAAAUGGCUCAUGAGACGAUGGAGUAGAUUAUUGUCACUUUCUUGAAUGGCUCAUGAGAUGAUGGAGUAGAUUAUUGACGCUUUCUUGAAUGGCUCAUGAGACGAUGGAGUAGAUUAUUGACACUUUCUUGAAUGGCUAUUGAGACGAUGGAGUAGAUUAUUGCCACUUUCUUGAAUGGCUCAUGAGAUGAUGGAGUAGAUUAUUGACGCUUUCUUGAAUGGCUCAUGAGACGAUGGAGUAGAUUAUUGACACUUUCUUGAAUGGCUAUUGAGACGAUGGAGUAGAUUAUUGACACUUUCUUGAAUGGCUCAUGAGAUGAUGGAGUAGAUUAUUGACGCUUUCUUGAAUGGCUCAUGAGACGAUGGAGUAGAUUAUUGACGCUUUCUUGAAUGGCUCAUGAGACGAUGGAGUAGAUUAUUGACACUUUCUUGAAUGGCUAUUGAGACGAUGGAGUAGAUUAUUGACACUUUCUUGAAUGGCUCAUGAGACGAUGGAGUAGAUUAUUGACACUUUCUUGAAUGGCUCAUGAGACGAUGGAGUAGAUUAUUGACACUUUCUUGAAUGGCUCAUGAGACGAUGGAGUAGAUUAUUGACACUUUCUUGAAUGGCUCAUGAGACGAUGGAGUAGAUUAUUGACACUUUCUUGAAUGGCUAUUGAGACGAUGGAGUAGAUUAUUGACACUUUCUUGAAUGGCUAUUGAGACGAUGGAGUAGAUUAUUGACACUUUCUUGAAUGGCUCAUGAGACGAUGGAGUAGAUUAUUGACACUUUCUUGAAUGGCCCAUGAGACGAUGGAGUAGAUUAUUGACGCUUUCUUGAAUGGCUCAUGAGACGAUAGAGUAGAUUAUUGACACUUUCUUGAAUGGCUAUUGAGACGAUGGAGUAGAUUAUUGACGCUUUCUUGAAUGGCUCAUGAGACGAUGGAGUAGAUUAUUGACACUUUCUUGAAUGGCUAUUGAGACGAUGGAGUAGAUUAUUGACACUUUCUUGAAUGGCUCAUGAGACGAUGGAGUAGAUUAUUGACACUUUCUUGAAUGGCUCAUGAGACGAUGGAGUAGAUUAUUGACACUUUCUUGAAUGGCUCAUGAGACGAUGGAGUAGAUUAUUGACACUUUCUUGAAUGGCUCAUGAGACGAUGGAGUAGAUUAUUGACACUUUCUUGAAUGGCUCAUGAGACGAUGGAGUAGAUUAUUGACACUUUCUUGAAUGGCUCAUGAGACGAUGGAGUAGAUUAUUGACACUUUCUUGAAUGGCUCAUGAGACGAUGGAGUAGAUUAUUGACACUUUCUUGAAUGGCUCAUGAGACGAUGGAGUAGAUUAUUGACACUUUCUUGAAUGGCUCAUGAGACGAUGGAGUAGAUUAUUGACACUUUCUUGAAUGGCUCAUGAGACGAUGGAGUAGAUUAUUGACACUUUCUUGAAUGGCUCAUGAGACGAUGGAGUAGAUUAUUGACACUUUCUUGAAUGGCUCAUGAGACGAUGGAGUAGAUUAUUGACACUUUCUUGAAUGGCUCAUGAGACGAUGGAGUAGAUUAUUGACACUUUCUUGAAUGGCUCAUGAGACGAUGGAGUAGAUUAUUGACACUUUCUUGAAUGGCUCAUGAGACGAUGGAGUAGAUUAUUGACACUUUCUUGAAUGGCUCAUGAGACGAUGGAGUAGAUUAUUGACACUUUCUUGAAUGGCUCAUGAGACGAUGGAGUAGAUUAUUGACACUUUCUUGAAUGGCUCAUGAGACGAUGGAGUAGAUUAUUGACACUUUCUUGAAUGGCUCAUGAGACGAUGGAGUAGAUUAUUGACACUUUCUUGAAUGGCUCAUGAGACGAUGGAGUAGAUUAUUGACACUUUCUUGAAUGGCUCAUGAGACGAUGGAGUAGAUUAUUGACACUUUCUUGAAUGGCUCAUGAGACGAUGGAGUAGAUUAUUGACGCUUUCUUGAAUGGCUCAUGAGACGAUGGAGUAGAUUAUUGACACUUUCUUGAAUGGCUAUUGAGACGAUGGAGUAGAUUAUUGACACUUUCUUGAAUGGCUCAUGAGACGAUGGAGUAGAUUAUUGACACUUUCUUGAAUGGCUCAUGAGACGAUGGAGUAGAUUAUUGACGCUUUCUUGAAUGGCUCAUGAGACGAUGGAGUAGAUUAUUGACGCUUUCUUGAAUGGCUCAUGAGACGAAUGAGUACAUUAUUGACACUUUCUUGAAUGGCUCAUGAGACGAUGAAGUAGAUUAUUGACACUUUCUUGAAUGGCUAUUGAGACGAUGGAGUAGAUUAUUGACGCUUUCUUGAAUGGCUAUUGAGAUGAUGGAGUAGAUUAUUGACACUUUCUUGAAUGGCUCAUGAGAUGAAGGAGUAGAUUAUUGACACUUUCUUGAAUGGCUCAUGAGAUGAUGAAGUAGAUUAUUGACGCUUUCUUGAAUGGCUCAUGAGACGAUGGAGUAGAUGAUUGGCACUUUCUUGAAUGGCUCAUGAGACGAUUGAGUAGAUUAUUUACGCUUUCUUGAAUGGCUCAUGAGACGAUGGAGUAGAUUAUUGACACUUUCUUGAAUGGCUCAUGAGACGAUGGAGUAGAUUAUUGACGCUUUCUUGAAUCGCUCAUAAGAUUUUGGAAUAGCGUAUUGCCAAUUUUUUUGAAUGGCUCAUGAGACGAUGGAAAAGCGUAUUGAAAAUGUAUUGAUUGCCUCUUUAGAUGAUAGAGUAGCUAGGUGACAUUUUCUCGAUUGCCCUUUAUGAGACCAGUUUUGAAAUGGCAGUCACAGUUGCACUUCUCGGAGUAGAACGUUGCACGCUGCCUAGUCGAUCCUUGCCGUCCGUAAAAGAUCUCUCGUUCUUUCACACCAGACCCCAAUGAAAAUGUCUUUCUCACCCCCUCAUAUGUCUCACCUGGGGGGGGGGGGAGGGGGGACAAAAUUUUACUACUCAAGGCUUGAUGCAAAACGUAAAAGAUCUCUCGUUCUUUCACACCAGACCCCAAUGAAAAUGUCUUUCUCACCCCCUCAUAUGUCUCACCUGGGGGGGGGGGGGGGAGGACAAAAUUUUACUACUCAAGGCUUGAUGCAAAGUUGUACCACCACUUUGCUCCCUGUCAUUUAAGAACAACUUGCCCCCUUCCCUAAAAGAGGAAUCAUUAGAUCCUACUACUCCCGAAUGCCAAACCAGUUUACAGUCUUUGUUGCUGUCCUUAUCUCCCUUUGGUCUUUGUUAGAUAGCUCCCUGUCAGCAUCCGGGACCUAAAAAAAGGAGGUCAUUUCCCAUACGAGGGACGUGUCCCCUGAUUCCAGAAUUUCGUCAUCCCAUAAGACGAACCAUUGCUACCACAAUUACAGUGGUUAUAUCACAUGACUCAAGAAUAGUAGAGAUAAAAUUGUAAAAUUAACAUCAAACUUCUGUAUUUUUUAUUUUAAAAAAAUUGUCAAAGUCGAAUACAUUUUGCACUUUAAAACCAUUCUUAAUUGUAAGAAAAUAUGUUUUAUUACAAAAAUUGUGGCAUUAUCUUUUCGAAAGUUUACUUUUGACAUUUUACAUGCGAUAAUUCACUUUCGAUAUUUUACUGUGAACGUUUUACAUUUUACAUUGUAAAUAUUUUUUUUUUUAUAAUUGUUAAAGAAAAUACUUUUGUGGCCGUGGAAUUUAAUGAUGCUGUGUUAUGUAAUCAAUCGUCAGGAGGAGAUUAAGUUUUAUAUUUAUAAUCGGAUCAUCAUCUUCAUGUCUCUUAGUCCUUGGACUGUUGGGGCGCCACAGAUGACAUGAAAACUAUCCUCAUGUAUUCGUCUCUGUUUUCUGCACUUCGCACAGUAUAGCCUGGUUUUAGUCCCGUCCUCUAUUUGAUGCUAUCUUCCCGUCUUUUUCUUUGUCACACUCUUCUUCUCCCUCCUCUCGUUUUGCCCUGCAUUAUUUCUUUGUUGAGCCAAUGUUUCUUUUUCACGUGUCCGUUGUAGUUUGCGCAUUUUUACAGUCACCAGGAGGUCAUUGUGCUGCAAAAUUGGCCGACAAAUCCUUUCUUUCCAUUGGAUCAGUCUUCAUUAAAUCUAGCUAAAGACAGACAGGAAUCAUUUGAACUAAGAAAUUAGACAUAUCACCGAAAUGAAUUGAAUUGAAUAUUUAUAUAGCACUUGUAUCCAUGCUACUUUAGCAUGCUCCAUAGCGCUCCAUAGCGCUCCAUAGUGCUCCAUAGUGCUCCAUAUCGCUCCAUAGCGCUCCAUAGCGCUCCAUAGCGUUCCAUAGUGCUCCAUAGUUCUCCAUAGUGCUCCAUAGCGCUCCAUAGUGCUUCAUAGUGCUCCAUAGCGCUCCAUUGUGCUCCAUAGCGCUCCAUAGUGCUCCAUAGUGCUCCAUAGCGCUCGAUGUUCUUAAAUCUAUUCAAAUUCAAAACGUUUUUUAAUGUUUCUUAAAUGACUUUUUAUCAUUUUCAAUUUCCAUCAAAGAUUGGGGCAAACUGUUCCAUAAUUUUGGUACUAUCGCUUCAAAGAAGCGCACUCCAUAUGACUUUUGUCUGUGUUCCUCCCCACUUGAAACUCUCAGUAAGGACUGUGUUGAAGACCGCACGGUGUCCAUCCACACUGGGAACUCCCAGUAAGGACUGUGUUGAAGACCGCAUUGUGUCCAUCCACACUGGGAACUCCCAGUAAGGACUGUGUUGAAGACCGCAUUGUGUCCAUCCACACUGGGAACUCCCAGUAAGGACUGUGUUGAAGACCACAGGUUCUUUAAGGAUACGUGUUUAGAAAUGAGUUCUUUAAGAUAUUCCGGUGCAGAGCCUUCUAUACAGCUGUACGGCAGGGACAGAACUUUGUAGUCAAUGCGCUGUCUUACAUGAAGCCAAUGUAUUUCCCUAAGAACUGUGGUUAGAUUUAUUUAUCCAUGAUGCUGUAUUCUGCACCUUCUGGAGUCUCUGAAUUUGGUUUUGAGGUAAACCACACAAACAACUGUUACAGUAAUCUUACCCUGACUUGACUAGAGUUAUUUCUACAGCAUUGGCUUUUCUCUUAUUGAGUUGAGGACGCAGCUGACUCAUGGCGCGCAGACGACAAAAGUAUGCCCUGACCACAGAACUGAUAUGGGGAAUCAUUCUAAGUUUACUGUAAAAAUAAAAACCAAGGUUACUGACACUAGAGGAUAACGGAAUAUCAGAACCACCAACUUUUAUUGAUGCUAUGACAACUUUCCGAAGAUUGGCGCCAGAACCACAAAUACAUGCCUCAGUCUUAUCGUCAUCUAAUUUCAGUCUGUUUGAUGAAAUCCGUUCAUUCUCAACAAGACAGCAUUCCUUGACAACCUGAACAGCAACAGCACACUCCAAAGGAUUAGGGCGGAAAAACUUGUACAGUUCUGUGUCACCCGCAAACAAUUUGGGGGAAAUACCAUGACUUUCAAUAAUUUUGUUAAAUUAAAAACCGAGUUCGACGUCGUGUAAAAAACGCCACCCCUAAGCAGAUAGCUAUCAAGGGUACUCAGCUGACGCAGUGUAGCAGUUGAGUAGUGAAGAGGUGGCAUUUCUUUCAAGUUUAUUUCUCAGAAUAUCAAAACAACUUGAAACAGGCAGACAGUUUUGUUUGUCAGACAAUCGCUACACAGCGUCGCACAUAGUCCUGUCGAGAAAUUUACAAGCUGUUACCUCGGAGCUUCAACGCGGUGGUUUUUUUUAUGAGUGAAAUGAUUAAACACUGAAUAAACACUGUUACGGAAAGAAAACAAGGAAAACAGAAUAGGAAAACACAGACUAAGUCCACCGAUUCUUAGUUAUGUUCGAAAUAAAUUAUAUUCAUACGUCCAGGAGACUUUCAUAGACACAAAAUAUCCAACUAUCCAGGAAUGACAUUUAAGAGAAGUAUUCGGAAAAUGAGAAAACUGUGGAGAGAUGUCACUACUGCAUGUAAAGCCACUCGUCAAACAAGGACAAUUAGAUAUGAUUGAAGAGUUAGAAAUAACAUAUUACCACAGGGAAAAGACUAUUGGGGAUACUUAGGGAGUAAGACAGACAAAUAUUAGCGGUAUGCGAGGACAAAUGAGGAUACGUUGGGAGUAACAAAAACACAAAUUCCUGAAAAGUCAAGGACAAAUAAGGAUUCUUUGGGAGCAACAAAGUCAAGACAAAGAAGGAUUCUUUGGGAACAACAGAGUCACAUAGUAAUGGAAGUCAAGACAAAUAAGGAUUCUUUGGGAACAACAAAUUCACAUAGUAAUGGAAGUCAAGACAAAUAAGGAUUCUUUGGGAACAACAAAGUCACAUAGUAAUGGAAGUAAUAAUGGGAGAGACAGCAAUCAGGUUAGUACAAAAUAAAAUGAGUAAAACAGAGUAGGGUUAAACCUGAAAAAGUAAACGCAACAAAACAGCGAACGUGUCGGCAGAAAGCCUUCGUUAUUGCUGCCCAAUGAUACUACUUACCAGCUAAGUGCUAUUUCUUAUUUUUAUACCGUUUUUUCUGUUGUUUUGUUCGCUGACGAAGGCUUUCUGCCGACACGUUCGCUGUUUUGUUGCGUUUAUUUUUUCAGUUUUAACCCUACUCUGUUUUACUCAUUUUAUUUAGUAGUGGAAGUCAAGGACAAAUAAGGAUACUUUGGGAGCAACAAAGACACAUAGUAAUGGAAGUCAAGGACAAACGGGGAUACUUUUGCUGUUUAAAAAAAAAAACAACAAGAUAUUAUUGACAAGCAAGGACAUAAUUUGAAUACAUCGGUAGUAGGAAAGACAGAUAUUAAAGAUAUGCAAGGAAGAUUGUACGGGAAAGGGAAUUAAAAUACCGUAUGACACUUUUAAUGUUAAGGUCAAAUUGCAUGAGGGGUCGUCCAAUAUAAACUAACGAUAAAGGUACUUCAGAUUUAAAUAAAUGCUUCAACAUCAAUCAUCAAUCUUUAUAUGUCUUUAGAUUGAGGAAUCCGUUUUAAAUCUGAAAGGAACCACUUGUAAAGACGCGAACACAGUUAAGAUCGACUCUUGUGCUUGCACGUCCAUGGAUGCAAAAUACGUCCGGGUCUUGUGUAACUUUACGGCAAAAACUAUUUACAGCGAAUCUUAUAUCUGUUUGUACUAUGGCUGGAGCGGCAUGAGGCUCAGUCAGAAUUUUCGAUUGCCUCGAAUAUACGGUAAGUCAUGUGUUUAAUAAGUUCCUUUUAGAAUAACUUACAUCUGCUUACACUGGAGAGAAAACAGUCAACACCAAUUACAAACUAAUGUUUCAUGAAAGCAAUCUUUUUACUUUUAUCUUUCUUUUCGUUUUCAUUUGAUUUGAUUUUUAUGUCAGGUCACUGACUACAUUUAAAAAAGAUGGCAUAUAAGUAUCAGAUUUUGUACAUUUCAAUUAUAAAUAACAAAUAUGUUUGCAUUAUAAGUCAAUAUAAAUCAACCCAAGCCUACUACUCCCUACCCCGUAUUGAAACACAAUUAUAAUUUUGUAGUUAAUGAAAUACGUUAUCAGAGUACAUCCAGCCGUCUAAUUGACAAGAAGCGUAGGGGAAAAUUCAUAGUUUAAUUUUUUUCAACAACUUUAAGAUAACAAAGUUUAGAAAUGGUCACCAUGUGUCAGGCCCGGAGUCUCGUGGCGUACAUACAUAUGGCAUCCUUCCUUCCUCGAUAGACUAUGGAGAAGCUUUGGACACUUAAACAAAUGGCUUAUAAGGCCGAUCCUGGAAUGCCAGAUUCGUCUACAUUUCUCGCAGGAGAAGCUCGACUCCUGGUUAGAUUUGGCCUUCCGUAAACGUAUUUUUUUUUUUGGUGCAAAGGCUUUGUUUCGCGCACCAUCUGCCCUUUUGAAUCCUUCAUACCCUAAUCUUCUCCAGCUGGAACGGUGCUCAACGAUUAUCUUCCAUAAACUGAAUUCUAUGAUGUAUUCCCUCAUGCGCCUUUUGUGAAACCGCGGCUGUCCAUUAAGUUCUGUCCUUUCUGUCAACACUUCAUAAGCAGAGCCUUUAGUAUAUGGCAUUUGUUCAUUCUCCUAAAAUGUCCCAAACCCUAGUUAAACAAUCCAUGAUUCUUGGAAAGUUGAAAAGACUGUAGGAUUUCCUUCAACCGUACUUAUAUCAUCGAAUUAUGUUGCUCCUCUAAAUAUUGAGAAGGGAAACUGGGAGAACCAUUUUUUCUGUAUCCACGGGACUUACGGUAAACAUUCUGACAAUUGCAGUUUCAUGUCCUAUAAGACGUGAUUCUUAUUUUGAAUAUUUGUCAUCCCAGAUAUUUCCGUACAUAAACGCUCUCGUGCAUUAGGUCUUCAUGAUUAAUUUCAAACAAGACAGAUGCUUCGACCUCUUGGAUUUUUUGCUGUGUAGCUUCUGGUUACUUGCCUGUUACAUACAUACAUUGGUCAGGGAUCGAGAUGAUUACAACACUAUAAUCCAUAAAAAAAUAUUAUAAAAUGUAUUUAACUAAAACAAACGAAAUCGGUGACUUACAGGUCAGUGGGAAAAUUUGUUGAUUUUCUCACGACAGGAAUUCGGAAGUAGGCGCGAUGUGUUUUUUUUUGUGUUCCCCGUGUUUGGUGAGAUGAGAAAGAAUGAACUCCUGUCUAACGUAAAUUAUAGACAUUUAUUUAUUUAUUUAGGUAUUUUUAUAGCGCUUACCUUACAGCUCUAUGCGCUUUACAAUUAUUAACAAUAUGUAAACUAUUUAAACUGCUAAAGUAAAUAAAAAUGAAAAACCAGAGACACUAGAAUAGUAACUACAAUGUGAAAAAUGACCAUUAAAACAGUAGCUUAAACAUUAGAAUGGCUAUAAAAACGAGUACACUUUGGCACGUUUUGGUCUAUACUACAGGAUCAACCCAAGACAGAAAAUGAGGCAGGGCAAGGAGGGUGCAUCACAGGUCAUAGGUGGACCUAAACAGAUGGGUUUUAAGGGACAUUUCGAAGUGGACGAGGUUUCUCAAUGACGGAUAUGGAAGGGGAGCUGGUUCCAGGACGUGGGCCCAUGGAAAUAGAAGGAGCGUUCACCGAUGGUCUUAGUUUUGGUUCUUGGGAUUGAGAGGGUUCUAUUGUCAAUGGAAGAACGUAGUUGUCUUGUGGGAUGUAAGGAAGCAACAGUUCAGAGAGAUAGACAGGAAAGUGAGGGUCAGUGAACGAGUUGAAGCAUAGAUUGGCAGACUUGUACUUGAUGCGAGAGGAAAUUGGAAGCCAGUGGAGGUGAAGAGAGUGGGGGGAGGGGGAAUUUGACAUUGGCCGACUAUAAAAGCCAAUGAGUUAAAAGCAGUCUGUGUUUGCUAAAUCACGGCAUUUAAAUUUGAGAGUCCAGCCCAUUUCUUCCUACAAUGGAAUUAAAGACGUUUCUUUACUUAUAAUUAUAUUGCAUAUUUCAGCGACUCCCGUGUGCAUUGGACCUUCUAUUAAUCGAGGUAAUAAAAUAGUAUUGUUCUCUAAUUGUAACUAACUCUGAAAUAUUUGUUUAAAAUUUGUUUAAGUCUUAUGUGUUGAGUAAAGUUUAUAAAAGAUGGCAACUAAGUUUGAAUUAAGGAACCAACGGAAAAAACCCUUUGUCUCAAUAAUGUUUUUUAUUCAAGUUUGAAUGUUUGUAAAUAGUUAUUAUUAUUCUUAUUACAGUGGUUUUAUGUAGCGCGGUACACCAGCCUAGGGUAUACAACAAUAUAAUUGUAAAAUGGAUACAAUCUUAUUUGUUUGUUUUUUGAGUAUUUUUUUCUUCCUUUUACAGCAGUCAAGAGCCACCCUGGAAGCUUCUCUGUUUUACUUGGUAUGUGUUAGAGUAUUAAUUUUUAAUGUUAUUCUACACAGGAUUUUAGUGUUCCAAAUAGAGACCGUGUAUAUUUUGUGUAAAGAUUGUUGAAUAACCGAAAACUCCCACGGGUAGUAUGUGUUAACACAGUUGAUCGAAUGGAAUCAUCAUUUUUUUUUACCUUAUCAACAUGUCAAGUUUUAUAUUACAUAUAUAUCCAUACCUCAAAAUUAAAAAAAAAAAAGUCAGCUAAUAGAUGUAAAAACAAGUUACAAUUAUUUUUAACGGCAUCAGAUUUUUUUCAAAUUUUACUGCUUUUUAAACGUUUCAUUUAGGCUACUGAAUGUUCAACGUAAAUCUAAACAAUUUUAAUACAAACCGGCCCUAUAAUAAUAAUAAUAAUAAAGUUCAUUUGAAAAUCACGCUUCAUCCUUAAAGGAUCGAAGCGCGGUUCAAAAUGAACCAUAUUAGAAGAGAAAUGAAACAAUCUAUAUUUUACCACAUUGAAAUACAAAACAUUAAAAAAAUAAUAUACGAGAAUAAACAUUCAAAGUCUUUCAUCCCUUGCAACCACAAACAACAUAAGCCAAUAUAGAUCUAGGAGGUAAUAGCAAGCUGAAAAAGAUGGUAGACAACAUAACUCCAGCAGGUGAUGGCGAAAUAGAUGUGUUUUCAAAUCGGUUUUAAAGGACUCCAGUGUCUGACUGUUUCUGAGAGCGACAGGAAAGAUGUUCUAAUUGUUGGACCAGCAAAUGCGAAAGUGCGCUUUCAUAAGUCUCAAGGCGAACACGUGGUAUCGAGAGUUUGCCACUAUCGUAUGAGUGGAGUUGUCUAGUGGGUACUUAAGGCGUCAUGAGAGCUUUGAGAUAGGACGGCGCCAGGUCAUGCAAGCAGCGGUAGCACAGAGAUGCAAUUUUGUGCUCUAUGCGAGCUUGGACCGGCAGCCAAUGCAGUUGUCUCAGAAGUGUUUUAGUAUGGUCUAUUUUGCGUUUGCGAAGAACAAUGUGAGGAUACGAACCCAGCAGGAUACAGGACCACCUGCACACACAUACAUCAGCGUGCAGGCACGGCAGUAUAUCGCAAAACCCGCUCAAUCGGGAUUCAGUACAGCAUCUCCCACAUGUAACGAACCCGGUUCUACCCGAAGGUUCGAAGCCAUCGUUCCGUCUAGGGGUUAAUUAUACCCACUCCACAAACCAUUGAUUUUUAAUAUUAAAAUACAGUAUCUUUACUAACUAGAUCUCAACUGCCAUUAUUCACAAGACAGACUCAAUAAAAAAUAAUACGUCAUAUCCCCUUUCGCACAAUACGUCACAAAAUAUCAAACAUUUAAUAAGAACAUCUAACCAAAUAUUCUCAAGCCAACAAGCAAUCACAAUUUACAUUCAAGUCCUGAAAAGUAUGAUUAUGAUAUGAAUAAUUUGGCGUAGUUCUAGAAAAAUAAUGUGAAUGUAGAUUAUUACUAGUAACGCACUGUGCGAUGAAACAGCAAAACAUCAUGAAAAAUGUCAUUUACAUUUUGACUGAAAAUUUUAACCGCAAAUACAGAAUUUAAAAUUCUCCCUUCAUACGUCAUCAGAAGAUUAUCAUUUUUAACACCCAAUUUACUUCUUCUUUAGAACGUGGAAAAACUACAUCAACAAUUUUAAAAACAAAUCUAGUUCUCAUCCAAUCAUACUCUUAGAUUUUAUCCGUUUGGAAGUGAAUGUGAAUUUUAUCUUAGAAUAUGUCAUUUGGUCCACAUUUGACAGCUACUGUCACAUUAAAGCUUGCUUUCCGCAUUUUUUGGAAUAACUUUCAAAAUUUUCUUCUAUCAGUUUCCUUAUUUAGUCCCCCAAAACCGUAGCACAAAUCUGAUCUUCUGCAGUUACUUACCUAUCAAUGCCUUUUACCCCCCUCUGGGGGCAUAGGCCGUCUACAAGACUAUUUUCCAGUCAUCUUGGUCCUGUGAUUUCCUUUCCCGUUGCUUCCAGGUGUAUUCCAUACGUUGUGUUUCUGCCUCUAACUCUGGUCUCCAUCUAUUCUUAGGCCUUCCCCUCGCUCCAUUUCCCUGUGGAUUCAAUGUACGGAAAUCUCUGGUGAUGUUAUCUAGGGGUUUACGAAGCGUGAGCCUUUUCCACCUGCAUUUUUCUUUACCAUGUUCUGCAUUAAGUUAUUGAUAUUUCCCCUCUAGUAAGUCUUUGUGGGUGAAAGUGUUUGUCCAUUUCUUGUUCAGAAUCUUUCUAAUGCAAGUGUUUAUGGAGGUCUAUAUUUCCUUCUUGAUGCGCGCUGUUGUUCUCCACGUUUCGACUCCAUAGAGUAGAAAUGUUAUCACUAUUAUUUGAAACUGUCUCCUGGUAGGGCCUAUAUAGGAAAUAUUCGAUAAUUACAGGAUUUAGAGAUGGAGGAAGAUUAGAAUCUAUAGCUAUGGCUGUUAGUAGGCGUAAAGUAGUCGUGUUGAGUAGGCUGUCUUUGUGAAGGGUAACGGUAAUGUCAAAAACGUUGUCUGAAGUCUCAGAGAAAAGAGAUGUGAAUUUAAUUGAGGGGUGAAAGGAGCCUAAAAAUUAAUGAAAAGGUCAAGUUCACUCAUCUCUAUAGUGUGACCUCAAUACCUUCAUCAAAAUGUAUGUAUCUGUAUCUGUAUGGCAUCUUUCCAUCUGCGGGAGACGAUAGAUUAUCUUUAUUGCUUGCAGCUCUUGGUGUGGCUGGUGAGACCAAUCCUCGAAUGGCAGUCUCUGUUACAUUUCCCAUAAACGAAUGGGGUGGAGCAGUAUUUACCGGCCUUCCUCCUCGCUCUUUUUGCAGCUGUUUCCGCUCUGUUUUGAUCCUCGGCAUGUAGUGAUCCUGCCUUCACGAUGUCCCACCAUGAGGAUCGAUCCUCUGCCAACUCCUCCCAGUUUGAGAUGUCGAUGUUGGCCGACUUCAUGUCUCUUUUGUAUAUGUCUAAGUAUCUCAGACGAGGCCGUCCAACUGACCUUUUCCCUGUCGCCAGCUCACUGUAUAGCACGUCCUUUGGUAUGCGACCGGGUUGCAUUCGCUUGACUUGUCCAAGCCAGCGGAGGCGUCUUUGGAUUAACAUGGCUUGGACGCUACACAUGUUUGUUUGGGACAGGACAUCCGUGUUGGGGAUUUAAUGUCAAGGAUGUGGCGCAGGCAUCUGAGGUGGAAGCCAUUGAGCCUUCUUUCGUGUUUAGAGUAUGUGGUCCACGACUCGCAUCCAUACAGGAGUGUGCUCAGUACGCAGGCCUGGUACACCUGCAGCUUAGUUCUUGUUGUGAGUUUGGCGUUUGACCAGACUCCUUUCUUCAGUCCAGCCAUAACAGUUGUGGCCUUGCCUAUCCUCCCACUUAUCUCAUCCUCCAUUGAGAGGGUGCUCGAUAUGUUGGAUCCCAGAUAUGUGAAUCUGUCAACAGUAUCCAAGUCGUAGUCGUUUCAUCAAAAUACCACUUAUAGAAUUCAGGGAGGCGUUCGGUGUAGUUGCUUUCGGCCAUGUGUUCGAAAUGCUCCACGAACAAGAUUUUGUAGCUGGGUCCUUUUUUAGUUCCAUAGCGACAUCACUGAUUUGGACAAAGAAACGGCCACCAAAAUCGAAAGAAUUGAAGUUGAGAGACAUUUCAGCCAAUCAGAGGAGGAUAAAGAUGGAUUAGAUUUAGCCUCGAGAAAGACUUUCAGAGAAAAGAGACUGGGAUUCUGGGGGAUGAAAGUGUAUAGAGAACACACAUCAAACAUAAAAUGAUGAUGUUUUUUUCAGGAGGGACGAGGAUAGAUCGGACAAUUUGUAAAACAUGGUUGGUGUCUUUAAUGCAAGCGGGCAAUAAAGCUACGAUGGAUUGAAAAACUCCAUGAUGGAAUUUUGAGAUAGGCUUUUUUAAGCAAGAGCAUGCUGAGACACCAACUCAAUUGUACCACUUCCUGUCUUGGACCAUGGUCUUCACGUUCUAUUAAAGUCUCGUGUGCCAUCCGCUUCAUCAUGAAAGCGACUCGUUGUUUUUGUUGAGCAUUUUCCUCCUCAUUGCCUGACCAGUGUUUCUCCCAAUGCCAAAUUUAACUGUCCAGCUUGUGUCCAUCUUGUUUCACAGAAACUGAAGAGUGUGAGUUUGUAUGUUCUUAUAUCAGCCGCCACGUGUGCUGAUUUUCUUACAUUCUCCGAGGCAAUGUUUAUUGCAUUUGAAAGGAGGAUCCUCGACCUCCAGGAUAAUCUGACCUUUAUAACUCUUCUUUGGGAAGAAGAGCCUUAUCUUCUCGGAGCUGAACUUGUUUUUGGUUUUUUUAUUCUUGUUCACAUAUCUGUAUCAGUUUAUUUUUUACAUGUGAAGUAGUCAACCUCCUCAUUUUGCACUUGGGCUUGGGAAAAGCCAUGGCUGAGUAAUACCCCUGUUUCCCCCCAAUCCCAUAGAGCAAAUUUGAUCUAUCACAGUUACUGUUAUAUAAUCCUUAUAAAAUAUUGUGCUGCUUUAAAUAUUUUUUUUUUUUUUAAAUUGUUCAAAUAUAUCAGCAUGAAAUUCCAAUUUAUUGCACAAAAUGUGUGUAUCAAAGUAUAUCAUGAUAUUAAUUUUCAGUAUUUUCCUUUAUAUCAUAAUAUGUGAAAGAAAUUUCUCUAAAUUCGUUUACAACUUCGUCAGGGCCAACAAUUUUGUCUGUGUAGUAUCAGACUUUUUAACUAUGACGCCAUCUCCUGACCAAUAUUUUAAAAUACAUUGUUGAAGGGAUCUACUUUUAACAAAGUGUACCAAUUACACUACUUUGAACACCCCACUUUUAAUAAUUGAUGUCCCGCAGUUUUUACAUUCUUAAAACACGUGAAUGCUGGUAUGGCUUAUUUUCUUUUGACACACCUUACCCUGCAGGUGACACAUCUACAUCCAGCAAGUGAUACACCUACACCCUGCAGGUGACUUACAGUUUGGAAAGCACUGCCAUAAAUUAAUAAUGUCAAAGGUCGUGACUUGGUAUCCGUGUAUUUCUGAUGUAAAUCGUAUUGAUCAGAGAAUAGCCAGUGCUUCCCCCCCCCUAAUUUACUUUAUCAGAGUAGUCCACAAGAUAUUGCAUCAUUUGCAUACGUACAUGGACAGUCAUGUCAAGUAGUGACCACGAUAUUAAAUGAUCUAUGGACGUACACUAAUAUUUUUUCCCUCUAUCCCAAAGGUACCACCCUGUUAGGCACAGCUGUCGUUUGCCUAGCAUCAUCAAUUUGUUCCCAACUGUAAUGUACAUCAGGCGCCUGUCAAUCAAAAAACCCUACGAUGAAAGUAGCGAUGGACGGAACACUUACUGCACUUAGGAUUUAUUAUAUCUGUGCAAGGAUGAAGUCCAUCGGGUUUUACAACAGGUGUUAAAUGAUAUGCAUUACAUGAGAAACGUGAGCAAUGGAACAUUUUGAAGUGUCUGAUGAAGACUUGGAUGACGAAAUUCAUGAACGUCCUUCCCAUAUGGCAAAAGGCAAUAACUAAAACUUAUCUUAACAAAUAACCCACGCAACAUAACAUAUUACAACUUAGCCCCAGUGCUAUAUGCCCUGCACCAAAAAAGACACAAUAAACAAUGUAGC
Messenger RNA from Lymnaea stagnalis (great pond snail), 18887 nucleotides. Lineage: Eukaryota; Metazoa; Mollusca; Gastropoda; Lymnaeidae. The record is from the annotation of a GenBank genome assembly.